Messenger RNA from Panicum virgatum (switchgrass), 2323 nucleotides. Its product is annotated as cytochrome P450 72A15-like. The record is from RefSeq and is a predicted model, not a curated record. Bases 734 to 2323 code for a protein of 529 amino acids. NCBI's taxonomy places the organism in Eukaryota, Viridiplantae, Streptophyta, Magnoliopsida, Poales, Poaceae. Gene Ontology annotation, molecular function: heme binding; monooxygenase activity; iron ion binding. The transcript has 4 exons.
UUCUACAAAGCUAUGUGAUUGAACAAAUUUGCAUAAACAAAUUGUUAUACAAAAGCUUGUCUGUAUUAAUUUUUCUAUAUAAUUUAUUUUGAUUCAGAAAAGGUUUAAGAGGCCAGGGUGCAGGGAACGUUCGGAAAUACUGCUGGAAAUUCACCGGUAGGAUUGGAACUCGCCGGCAAAUUAGCAGGCCCGACCCACCCCAAUCCCCAAAAGUAAAAAAUGGUAAGAGGCUGACCGAGGAUACAUACAUGUACAUGUACAUGUACUACUUGAUGUACAAUUUACUCUUUUAUGAAGCCAUCGCGAUACGAAGCCACCUUAAUGCUUAAUAUUGUAUUCAUGGCACUCUGACUCUGCCCAGCUUCGAAUUAGCCAAAGGCAAUCUGAGCUCAUAUAUAGCAACAAAAAACAAGACGAAGCUGCAAGGAAGCGACGGCUGACACAUGGGCGGUGCCCGACCCGAGCGUCAUUACUUCCUCACCAAUCCAAGGAUCCUCAUUGUCAUCGCAAUGGCUUCUCCACCAAGUUCCUUUGGGAGCAACAAGGCAUGGCUGACUGACCAGAUUGUCCCAUUAGUCUUACACUCACCUCAACAAUAAACAAAUGGGGUUAAUCAACCCAAAGGGCCUCUAUUUAACCUGAACCCAAAUCCCGUACUAUACACAAAUCAAGUCCACUCGCAUAGGAUACAAACUCUUUCUUCUCCCAGGCCACUCUGGUCGUCGUCAGAGCAAUGGUUCUUGGAGCGACGCUUGCCGCUGCGGCCUCAUCGGUGCCAUGGAGCUUCCUGCUCGGCGGUCUCCUGGGCCUGGCGCUCCUGUGGAAGGCCGGCCGGCUGCUGGACCAGAUGUGGUGGCAGCCUCGGCGGCUCGAGCGGGCGCUGCGCGCGCAGGGCAUCCCCGGCACGUCCUACCGCUUCCUCGCCGGCGACCUCAAGGAGUACGGCCGGCUGGCCAAGGAGGCCUGGUCCAAGCCUUUGCCGCUGCGGUGCCACGACAUCGCGCACCGCGUCAUGCCGUUCGUCGACAACCUUGUCCGGGAGCACGGCAAGAUGAGCAUGUCCUGGUUCGGCCCCAACCCCAAGGUGACCAUCGUCGAUCCUGAGCUGAGCAAGGACGUGCUGUCCAACAAGUUCGGUCACUUCGAGAAGCUCAAGUUCCCGGCGCUGUCCAAGAUGCUGGGCGGCGGCGUGGCGAGCCACGAGGGCGAGAAAUGGGUCAAGCACAGGAGGAUCCUCAACCCUGCAUUCCAUCUUGAGAAGCUCAAGCGCAUGCUGCCAGCGUUUUCUGCGUGCUGUGAAGAGCUAGUCAGCAGGUGGUCGGAGUCCCUCGGCUCGGAGGCUUCGCUGGAGCUGGACGUUUGGCCUGAGCUGCAGAACCUCACUGGAGACGUCAUUUCUCGCACCGCAUUCAGCAGCAGCUACCACGAAGGAAGAAGGAUUUUCCAGCUGCAAGCCGAGCAAGCUGUGCUUGUCAUGACCAACAUUCGGAAGAUUAUGAUUCCUGGUUACAUGUCCUUGCCAACCACAAGCAACAGAAAGAUGCGCAAGAACAACAAAGAGAUCGAAUCAAUUCUAAGAGAAAUAAUCGGGAAAAGAAUUCGAGCAAUGGAACAAGGCGAAAGCACCAAAGAUGACUUGUUGGGCCUACUCUUGGAGUCAAACAUGAGAGAAACAGAAGAGAAUGACCAAUCGAGCAUGGGGAUGACAAUUGAAGAUGUUAUCGAGGAGUGCAAGGUGUUCUAUUUUGCAGGAAUGGAGACCACAUCGGUGCUGCUCACGUGGACAAUGGUUGUACUAAGCAUGCACCCAGAGUGGCAGGACCGUGCGAGGGAGGAGGUGCUAGGUUUGUUUGGCAAAAACAAGCCUGAGUACGAAGGCUUAAGCCGCCUCAAAACUUUGACCAUGAUCCUUUAUGAGGUUCUCCGGUUGUACCCUCCAGCCAUUUCUUUUGUCCGGAAAACAUACAAGGAGAUGGAGAUUGGAGGCAUCACCUACCCUGCCGGUGUGAUCUUGGAGCUGCCCGUGCUCUUCAUUCACCAUGACCCGGAUAUCUGGGGAAGUGAUGUGCACGAGUUCAGGCCAGACAGAUUUUCUGAAGGGAUCUCCAAGGCGUCCAAGGACCCAGGCGCAUUCCUCCCGUUCGGUUGGGGCCCACGCAUUUGCAUUGGUCAGAACUUCGCCUUGCUAGAGGCCAAGAUGGCGCUGUCCAUGAUCCUUCAGCGAUUUGAGUUCGAGCUAGCACCGUCAUACACUCAUGCGCCACAUACCGUGAUAACACUACAUCCUAUGCAUGGUGCCCAAAUUAAGCUCAAAGCAGUAUGA